UUUUGAAACUGAAAAAACUCUUUCACUUUCUCGGCAGCAAGUAGCAACAGCAGCUUCUGCAUCGCCACUGCCAUUGAUGAUGAUGAUGGCAACGGACGAACUCAAUAACUGAGCAAGCGCGUGGCCGACCCAACCCUCCAUGGACGUACGCCAGCGUCUCCGGCCCACGCGCGGGCGCGUGCCCCUAUACGCGCCGCCGCCGCCGCCGGACGGGGUCUACAACAUCAUACCCAUACACAGCCCCGUCAUCGACCACCCCUCCCUCCGGUUCCUGGAGGUGCGCGCCGCCUCCGCCGCCCUCCAAAUCGUCGACGACCUUCGCCGGCCGCCCUUCGCCGACUGGUCCCCCGGCGCCCGCCCCGACCUCCUCGACUGGCUGGCCGCACUCUUCGGCUUCCAGGCCGACAACGUCCGCAACCAGCGGGAGCACCUGGUCCUCCACCUCGCCAACGCCCAAAUGCGCCUCAACCCCCCGCCGCGGAACGCCGACGCCCUCGACCCCGGCGUCAUCCGCUCCUUCCGCAAGAAGCUCCUCCUCAACUACACCCUCUGGUGCUCCUACCUCGGGAUGCGCCACAAACUCCUCGGGCUCUCCACCGCCUUCCGCGUCGACGUCCAGAGCCUCCGCCGCGAAUUGCUGUACGUGGCUCUCUAUCUGCUCAUCUGGGGCGAGUCCGCGAACUUGCGGUUCAUGCCCGAGUGCAUUUGCUAUGUGUUUCACCAUAUGGCCGAUGAAUUGAACUCCUUUCUGGAGGAAAGGAUUGAUAGGCUCACGGGCAGGCCAUACUUGCCCAAGUUCUCCGGCAAAAAUGCGUUCUUGAAGUCCGUCGUGAUGCCCAUUUAUCAGACCAUUCAGACUGAGGUUGAGGACAGUAGGAACGGGAGCGCCCCGCAUUCCGCUUGGCGGAAUUACGAUGAUCUGAAUGAGUACUUUUGGAGAAGGAGAUGUUUCAAGACGCUGAAAUGGCCGUGGGAUCCGAGUUGCAAUUACUUUGCAACUACAAGCAAGAGUGAGAGGGUGGGGAAGACAGGGUUUGUGGAGCAGAGGUCGUUUUGGAAUGUCUUCCGUAGCUUCGAUAGGCUCUGGGUUUUGUUGAUUCUCUUGCUUCAGGCGAUGAUAAUCAUCGCUUGGGAGGAGAAGAAGUACCCCUGGCAGGCACUGGAGAGCAGGGAUGUGCAGGUGAAGCUAUUGACGGUGUUUAUCACCUGGAGUGGACUUAGGUUGCUGCAAUCCGUGCUCGACGCGGGGACGCAGUAUAGUUUGGUUUCGAAAGAGACGUUCUUUCUUGGGUUGAGGAUGGUGUUGAAGAGUCUCGUUGCCGUGACUUGGAUAGUUGUGUUUUCGGUGUUCUAUGCGAGAAUAUGGAGUCAGAAGAAUGCUGAUGGCAAAUGGUCCCAAGAGGCUGAUCGGAGGAUCUUUGUAUAUCUCAAGACUGCGUUAGUGUUCGUAAUUCCAGAGUUGCUGGCCUUGGCGCUUUUCAUUCUUCCUUGGAUCCGGAUCGGGAUUGAAGAGUUUAAUUGGACCAUAUUGUAUCUGUUUACGUGGUGGUUCCACACUCGAAUUUUUGUGGGUCGUGGCGUGAGAGAAGGGCUUGUGAAUAACAUAAAGUAUGCGCUCUUUUGGGUUGUGGUGUUGGUUAGCAAAAUUUCGUUCAGUUAUUUCCUGCAAAUCAAGCCUUUAGUUGCUCCAACAAAGGCUCUUUUAGCUCUUCGCAAUGUAACGUACACGUGGCACGAAUUCUUCGGUAAAACUAAUAGGAUGGCUGUGAUACUGUUGUGGACUCCUGUUAUCUUGAUAUACCUUAUGGACUUGCAAAUUUGGUACUCUAUCUUCUCUUCUCUUGUUGGUGCUGUGAUUGGGCUGUUUUCACAUUUGGGCGAAAUACGGAAUAUUGAGCAGCUGCGGCUUAGGUUUCAGUUUUUCGCUAGUGCACUACAGUUUAAUCUAAUGCCAGGGGAGCCGACGCUAAGUGCUAAAGCGACGAUGGUCAAGAAGUUGCGUGAUGCGAUCCAGCGGCUGAGACUGCGUUAUGGUCUUGGUCAGCCCUACAAUAAGAUAGAGUCCAGUCAAGUGGAAGCGACAAGGUUUGCAUUGAUUUGGAAUGAAAUCAUUACAACUCUGAGGGAAGAAGAUCUCAUUAGUGACAAAGAACUUGAGCUUUUGGAGCUACCGCCCAACUGUUGGAACAUUAGGGUAAUCCGCUGGCCUUGUGCCCUCCUCUGCAAUGAACUGCUUCUUGCCCUGAGUCAGGCAAGUGAGUUGGCGGAAUUUUCUGACCGGUAUCUUUGGUUGAAGAUUUGCAUCAACGAGUAUAGGCGAUGUGCUGUCAUCGAAGCAUAUGAUAGCAUCAAGUACUUAAUCAUCAUGAUUAUCAAAGACGAUACCGAAGAGAAAUCUAUUGUCAUGAAGUUGUUCGAUUGUAUUGAUAUGCAUAUUCAGAAUGGGAAGAUCACGAAAGUUUAUGAUAUGAUGAUUCUUACAGAUAUUCAUGCAAAAUUAAGCCUACUCCUUGAGCUUCUGUUGAGCCAAACAAAAGAUAUGAGCCAGAUAGUGAAUGUACUGCAGUCUCUCUACCAACUUUCCGUUCGACAAUUCCCAAAGGAGAAGAAGUCGAAUACAGAUUUGCAGCAGGAGGGUCUAGCACCGCUAGGCCAAGCCACUGAUGCAGGAUUCCUCUUUGAAAAUGCUGUCGAGCUUCCUGAGGAUCCUGAUUUCUACAGACAUCUGCGCCGGGUAAAUACAAUUCUUACAUCCAGGGACUCGAUGCACAAUGUUCCAUUUAAUCUCGAGGCUAGGCGUCGCAUUGCUUUCUUUAGCAAUUCGCUCUUCAUGAACAUGCCUCUCGCCCCUUGCGUGGAAAAGAUGAUGGCUUUCACUGUAUUGACUCCCUAUUUCGACGAAGAUGUCUUGUACACAGAAGGCAGCCUUCGAAAAGAGAAUGAGGAUGGAAUUUCAACUCUGUUUUAUCUGCAGAAGGUCUACGAGGAUGAGUGGGUGAACUUCUUGGAAAGGAUGCGCAGAGAAGGCUUGGAGAAUGUGGAAGAUAUUUGGAAUUCUAAGGCAACAGAGCUGCGUCUCUGGGCAUCUUACAGGGGCCAGACAUUGUCCCGCACCGUGAGAGGGAUGAUGUACUACUAUAGGGCUCUUGAGAUGCUUUCAUAUCUAGAUGACGCUUCAGAGAUGGACAUAAGGAUGGGUAUACAAAGCAUCGCUUCUCAUCAUUCACUCAGGUCCAAUGCCAGCUUGAAUGGUCCUCCUUCCGUCCAGAUGCCGGCUUCACGGAUGCUUGAUAGAGCACCCAGUGGUGUGAGUCUUCUGUUGAAGGGGAGUGAGAAUGCGUGUGCCCUAAUGAAGUUCACAUAUGUGAUCACCUGUCAGGUCUAUGGCAUUCAGAAAGCAAAUAAAGACCAGCGUGCCAAAGAUAUUUUGUAUCUUAUGAAGAAGAACGAGGCCCUUCGAGUUGCAUACGUUGAUGAGGUUCACUCGGGAGGGAAGAAGUAGAAUUUUACUCCCGUUCUGGUGAAGUACGACCAGCAACUGCAGAGGGAGGUCGAGAUCUACCGGAUCCAGUUGCCGGGCCCUGUGAAGCUUGGGGAAGGAAAGCCAGAGAAUCAGAACCACGCAAUAAUCUUCACUGGGGAUGCGCUCCAAACCAUCGACAUGAACCAAGACAAUUACUUUGAGGAGGCACUCAAAAUGCGUAAUCUGUUGGAAGAAUUUAAGAAUUAUUACGGGAUCAGGAAGCCAACGAUUUUAGGAGUACGUGAAAAUAUUUUCACUGGCUCCGUGUCUUCUCUUGCCUGGUUUAUGUCUUCCCAGGAAACGAGUUUCGUGACUUUGGGGCAGCGUGUUCUGGCGAACCCUUUGAAGGUACGUAUGCAUUAUGGUCACCCCGAUGUUUUUGAUAGGUUUUGGUUCUUAACCCGUGGAGGGCUAAGCAAGGCUUCCAAGGUGAUCAACAUCAGUGAGGAUAUAUUUGCCGGCUUCAACUGUACAUUGAGAGGAGGGAAUGUAACACACCACGAAUAUAUCCAAGUGGGUAAGGGAAGGGAUGUUGGGUUGAAUCAGAUAGCUAUGUUUGAGGCCAAGGUUGCUAGCGGCAAUGGUGAGCAGGUUCUGAGCAGAGACAUAUAUAGGCUGGGUCACCGCUUAGACUUUUUCCGGAUGCUGUCUGUCUUCUACACAACUGUAGGGUUCUACUUCAACUCAUUGAUAGUGGUUAUUACUGUUUACACAUUUUUGUGGGGCCGCCUGUAUCUUGCUCUUAGUGGCAUCGAAAAGGCAGCUAAGAAUGAUAGUGUCAGUGGUGAAGCUCUCGGGGCUAUUCUCAACCAGCAGUUUGCCGUCCAGCUUGGUAUCUUCACUGCUCUUCCAAUGAUUGUAGAGAACUCUCUCGAGCAUGGAUUCCUCCAAGCAGUUUGGGACUUCAUUACGAUGCAGUUGCAGCUUGCGUCAUUCUUCUACACAUUCUCUUUGGGGACUCAGGCGCACUAUUUUGGCCGGACUAUUCUUCAUGGGGGUGCAAAAUACCGAGCCACCGGCCGUGGUUUCGUGGUGGAGCACAAAAGCUUCGCUGAGAACUAUCGAAUGUAUGCCCGCAGUCACUUUGUGAAGGGCAUCGAGCUUGGGGUUAUUCUGGUAGUGUAUGCCUCACAAAGCCCAUUGGCCAAGGACACAUUCGUUUACAUAGCCAUGACCAUCUCCAGCUGGUUUCUAGUUGUCUCGUGGAUGAUGUCACCAUUUAUAUUUAACCCUUCAGGCUUUGAUUGGCUGAAGACCGUGUAUGAUUACAAUGAUUUCGUGAAGUGGAUAUGGAAUGAUGGAGGGAUGUUUGCUAGGGCGGAACAGAGCUGGGAGACCUGGUGGUACGAGGAACAAGACCAUUUGAGGACAACCGGACUUUGGGGCAAGCUUUUGGAGAUCAUUCUAGACCUUCGUUUCCUCCUUUUUCAGUAUGGUGUUGUAUAUCAGUUGAAUAUAAUCCAGCAUAACACUAGCAUUGCUGUAUACUUGCUAUCAUGGAUAUACAUGGUUGUGGCCGUUGCUAUUCAUGUGAUCAUGGCAUAUGCUCGAGAUAAAUAUGCUGCUAAGGAACACAUAUACUAUCGUCUCAUACAGUUUUUUGUCAUUGUGGUCGUGCUUCUUGUGAUCAUCUUAUUGCUGAAGUUCACUUCUUUCGAUAUCCUUGACCUUGUCAAGAGCCUCCUUGCAUUUGUCCCCACAGGAUGGGGCCUUAUAUCCAUUGCCCUGGUACUUAGACCAUUCUUGCAGUCCACUGUCGUGUGGGAGACUGUGGUUUCGUUGGCCCGGCUAUACGAUAUGCUGUUUGGAAUUAUCGUGAUGGCUCCCGUGGCUUUGCUCUCAUGGUUGCCGGGAUUCCAGGAAAUGCAGAUAAGAAUCUUGUUUAAUGAAGCAUUUAGCCGGGGCCUCCAAAUAUCCCGUAUUCUCACAGGCAAGAAGUCCAGCUGAUCCAAGUUGAGGUUCUAUGGAGAGUAAGGGAGCUGGUUGUAUAGUCAACCUAGGCAAGUCCAUUUGAUCUUGGAUGUUAAUGUCGCUAUUGCUGGGAGGAAAUUCUAGAGUCUGUCUAAUUUUCCUUCAGCAGCAUAAUCUUGCAGCGAAUGUGAUUUGCGGGGGUUGAUAUUCAUCCGGCCACGAGUUUUGUCUGUAAUUGAUGUAGUUUUAGCAGUUGAUAGAUUAGUGUUCAGCUCAUCACCCAUGUAUUAUUCCUCGAGCAUGCGUUUGUAAAUAUUGUCCACAACUCUGCUGUAGAUUUCAAGCUAAUAUAUUGAAGAAAAGGCAGUUGAGAGGCA
Eucalyptus grandis is the source of this 5811-nucleotide messenger RNA. RefSeq names its product callose synthase 11-like. Gene Ontology annotation, cellular component: 1,3-beta-D-glucan synthase complex; plasma membrane. Gene Ontology annotation, molecular function: 1,3-beta-D-glucan synthase activity. Gene Ontology annotation, biological process: (1->3)-beta-D-glucan biosynthetic process. NCBI's taxonomy places the organism in Eukaryota, Viridiplantae, Streptophyta, Magnoliopsida, Myrtales, Myrtaceae. The record is from RefSeq and is a predicted model, not a curated record. The transcript has 2 exons.